This is a messenger RNA of Sinocyclocheilus grahami, 1292 nucleotides long. Its product is annotated as constitutive coactivator of peroxisome proliferator-activated receptor gamma-like. The record is from RefSeq and is a predicted model, not a curated record. Gene Ontology annotation, cellular component: nucleus. The annotation marks the transcript as partial. The transcript has 2 exons. NCBI's taxonomy places the organism in Eukaryota, Metazoa, Chordata, Actinopteri, Cypriniformes, Cyprinidae.
GAACUUGCAGAUGAGCUUUCACACAGCUGAAGAUGGGUGUGAAGGGCUUACAGUACUUUAUGGAGGGAUGUUGCCCAGACUCUUGUGUGCCAGUGGACCUGAAACAGAUGGCAGUCGAUCAUGUCAAAGCCCAUCCGGACAGUGCCGCCACAGUAGUAGUGGACGGAAUGGCCUGUUUAAGAUACUGGUAUCGCUGUCAAGCCUGGGUCCAUGGCGGUCAGUGGCAAGAGUAUAUGCAUAUCCUUCAAGAAUUCCUGGAUGCGUUCACGGCUGCAGACAUACGUUUAGUCUUUUUCUUCGACGGAACGGUCGAGGAACAAAAGCGGGCAGAGUGGGUGAAGAGGCGGCUGAGAGUCAACCAAGACAUCGCGAGAAUAUUUCAGCACAUUAAGACUCACGGUCAGCAGCCGAACAGCAGAGACCUUUUCUGCCUUCCCUCCGGACUCGCAACCUUCUCCAGAUUUGCCCUCAAAAGCCUCGGCCAGGAAUCACGGUGCUCUGUUCGCGAAGGAGAUUAUGAGAUUUCCGACUACGCUUUGUCUCACAACUGCAUGGGCAUCCUUGGUCAAGAUACAGACUUUGUUAUCUACAACACAGUUCCAUACCUGUCCAUCAAUAAACUCAAUUUAAACAACAUGACAACAGUGCUGUUCUCCAGAGAGCGGUUAUGCCAUGUUUUGAAGCUUCAUAUGACUGACCUCCCUCUCUUGGCCUGUCUGUUGGGCAAUGACGUCGUGCCUGAGCAGCAAAUGGAGCGUCUCCGCAACAGUGCUUUGGCGUCAUACCGAAUGAAACACAAGCAAGUUCAGGGAGACAAGGUCUAUGCUGUUGCAGACUUCAUUAGCGUUCAUCAUCCCAGCAGUGAGGGAACAUUUGGAGUUUCCUCCCUUUCGUUAGUUGAAGCAGAGAAAGAAGCUUUAGAAAAAGGCAUACGCUUGUAUUUACUUACAGGACAAAUGUCCCCUUGGUUAGAAAGCAGCCGUGCCUUUCCUGAGUCUGUGUGUUUGAUGGGCAAUUAUGUACCUGGUGACAUAUUACAGGCAGCGAUGGAAAAGCACACACAGGCAGAGUGUUUCCUGGUCUAUAAUGUGUUAUAUGAUGGGGUCGUGGAGUGCAGUAACACGUUGGAAGAUGAGGAUGAGGUGGAGUUACCCCCGCAGGCCGUCUUAUAUCUUCCUGUCCGAGAACGCAUCUAUGGCCUUUUACUGCCAGUGCAGCCAGGUGUUUCAUUUCUGUAUUUACUUAGAAUUUAUGGAAAAAAAUCAUAUUUUAUGAUGCAUUUCUAUUAUGUU